AAAGUAUUUCAAAGAAUAAGAAAUAAGUUUCAUCAAAACAUCCAGAAAGAAGAAAAUCAUCAAAAAGUACAUAAGCAAGAAACGUCAUUGAAAAAAAAAAAAACAAAAACAAAAUUAUCCUUUUCAAAAAGAGGAAAAAGACAAAUAAAUCAAUUAAACUAACGGAGAGGAACUAGAAGAGAAGAAAAAAUGGAACCAUAUUCAGAAGCAGUGUUGUGGCUUGUUAUUAUAGGAUUUAUUAUUGCCUUCAUAUUGGCAUUUGGCAUUGGAGCAAAUGACGUCGCAAACUCCUUUGGAACGAGUGUCGGAUCUGGUGUUUUAACAAUAAAACAGGCAUGCUGGCUAGCAACUUUCUGUGAAGUUGCUGGUGCCAUACUAAUCGGAUAUAAAGUUAGCGAGACCCUAAGAAAAGGCAUAUUAGAUGUGACUGUUUAUAAGAGUGGACCUGACGAUGAACCAGACUUUAAAGAAAAGGAAUUGAUGAUUGGAUUGUUAUCAGCUUUAGGCAGCAGUGCUGUUUGGCUACUUGUUGCUACUUUCCUUAAACUCCCCAUUUCGGGUACGCACAGUAUUGUCGGAUCAACUAUCGGUUUUAGUUUAGUCGCUCGAGGAACUGAAGGAUUAAAUCUCAAAAAAUUGGGAACAAUUAUCGCAUCAUGGUUUAUAUCACCAGUAAUGAGUGGAUUAAUGAGUGUCGGACUUUAUAUGCUGAUUAAUCGUUUUAUAUUAAAAACAAGAAAUCCACUAAAAGCUGGCUUAUGGUCUCUACCCGUUUUCUAUGGUGUGACUUUGUUUGUUAACUUAUUCAGCAUUAUUCACGACGGCCCAGAAUUGCUAUAUUUAGAUGGAAUUCCUACAUGGUUGGCGAUUACUAUUAGUUUGUCAGCUUCUAUUGUUGUUGCCAUUUUAGUACAAUUGUUUGUUGUCCCGGCACAAAGGAAGAAAAUUCUCGAGGAAGCAAAUCAACCCGUUAAAUUUAUAUUUGGUGAUUCUGAUGCUGAUGAAUCAUCAGCCAAUAGCAGUCCGAAAAGAACAAAACGUCCAUUAUCACUCGUUUAUGAUGCAAAUGCAUUGCCAGCAAUAACUGAAUCGACUGAAUUACAAUCCCUCAACGGUCAACCUAUAACAACACCAAAUGGAAAUACAAAACCAUUUGAUUACUAUCGUGUCGCUCAAUGGAAUGGAUCUGUUACAGUACCUGCAUUUGAUGGAAAAUCUCACAAGUUUGAUCCAAAAUUGAUGAAGAAGGCUGAAAAUUUACUUGGUAAUGUAAAACCUAAUAAUGUGAUUCUUACAACAAGUCUUGAUAACACUGACUUAACAAUCACGAGCUUAAGUUAUAUUGAUGAAUAUCAAAAUACAGUUAAUGGAAGGAAUCUACAAAAUCUCUAUGUUAAAUCUCCAGAUUCUGAAAAGAGAAGCAAUCAUUUAUCUCCACCACCAAUAAUGAUAAAUAACCCAUCACCACCAGAAUCGGAAAACAACGACGAGAGUAGAAAUGAUUCUGCAAAUGACUUAACACUACCGCCUAACAUAAUUCUGAAUACUGGCACUAAUGAUCUUAUAGCAUCGACAAUAAACAACAAGAUUUCAACAACGACGGUUAAACCAAAGUGCUUUGACAAUGUCGAAAGUGCAUUAAGUCUUGAUGGUAUGAAUAAUACAUGUGUUAGUGCCAAUAUAUCUGCCAACUCAAGUAAAGUACCAUUAAUCAGUCACGCAAAUAAUUCGACAAAAGCUCAAAUCAAUGAGGAUGAAAAUGUAAGCAAACUUUUCUCCUUCCUCCAAAUUUUGACUGCAACAUUCGGAUCAUUUGCUCAUGGCGGUAAUGAUGUUAGCAAUGCAAUCGGACCUUUAAUAGCACUAUGGAUGAUUUACUCUGAAGGAAGUGUUGAUCAAAAGAGCCAAACACCAAUGAGUAUUUUAUUAUUCGGUGGUAUCGGAAUAUCUGUUGGUUUAUGGCUUUGGGGACGUCGAGUAAUUGAAACUGUCGGAACGGAUUUAACAAAAAUUACGCCUACAACUGGUUUUACAAUUGAAAUCGGCGCAGCAAUGACGGUACUUUUGGCUAGCAAAAUCGGUCUACCUAUAUCAACGACGCACUGUAAAGUCGGAUCUGUCGUAUUUGUUGGAUAUUCAAGAUCACAAGCUCAUCCGAUAACAGGAAAGAAAGAGAAUGCUGUUGAUUGGCAUCUUUUUAGAUCGAUUGUAUAUGCAUGGGUAGUAACAGUGCCCGUUGCUGCCUUCCUCAGUGCUAUGUUUAUGUAUAUCUCAAUGUAUUUGAUAUUGUAA
Messenger RNA from Chironomus riparius, 2292 nucleotides. The record is from the annotation of a GenBank genome assembly. NCBI's taxonomy places the organism in Eukaryota, Metazoa, Arthropoda, Insecta, Diptera, Chironomidae.